This is a messenger RNA of Rotaria socialis, 375 nucleotides long. NCBI's taxonomy places the organism in Eukaryota, Metazoa, Rotifera, Eurotatoria, Philodinida, Philodinidae. The record is from the annotation of a GenBank genome assembly.
AUGUGUAAAAAUGAACCGAAAUGUGCUCAAUGUGAGGGCAAUCAUUACUCAUUAGAUAAUCAAUGUCAAGUUAUCAAAGAAUAUAAAGAUCAAUUAAAAGAGGAUGUUGAAGAUGUGAUACAAAAAGGAUUAUUACAGCGAUUAUCACUGCAAGAAAAAUCACCUAUGUUCGAACUUCAUGAUCAAGAUUUUCCACCAUUGACAACAAGUGAUAAUCAUUCUAAAAAACAAUGGAAUAUUGCGCAACGACAUACAACUGUCGAGUCGAAUUUUUUACGUUCAUCCGAUACAGAAAAAGCAUUUGAAUCUAUCAAUGAUAAUUUGGCAAAACUUAUCGAUAUUUAUACCAGCAACGUUAACUUCUGGCAAAAUUGA